Messenger RNA from Branchiostoma floridae (Florida lancelet), 1397 nucleotides. Its product is annotated as poly [ADP-ribose] polymerase tankyrase-2-like. NCBI's taxonomy places the organism in Eukaryota, Metazoa, Chordata, Leptocardii, Amphioxiformes, Branchiostomatidae. The record is from RefSeq and is a predicted model, not a curated record. The transcript is spliced from 5 exons. Gene Ontology annotation, molecular function: protein binding. The coding region runs from base 53 to 796 and encodes 247 amino acids.
GCUCUGUCAACAAGAACAACAAGAACAACAAGAACGGUCCAAACGAAAAUUUAUGGCGGAAAAGGUGAACGAAGCUCUAUUGAAUGCUUCGAAGAACGGCUCAGUUGAAGGCGUUAAAGCGGCAUUGAAAGCUGGUGCAGACAUUGACUACAAACCAGGCUUCAAACAGUGGGGGAUUGGAGACUGUAUUUCAAACAUUGGCACAGCACUGUUCAACGCUUCCAUCGCUGGACAUGUAGAUGUAGUGAGGCUGCUGCUCCGCAAGGGGGCGUCAGUGGUAAAAAGAACAGGUUCAAUUGCACCUCUUCAUGCAGCAGCGCUCAAAGGUUGGACAGAAGUGGUGGACUUGUUGGUGCAGCAUGGUGCAACAGUAGACGUGCGGGACUCCUGGCAGUCCACGCCACUCAUGUUUGCUUGUGAGUACAAACAGAUCGACACUGCUCGGCGACUGAUUGAGCUUGGAGCAAGACCUGAUUUCGAUCAUGGUUUGGCAGAAGCAGCCGGAACUAUCUGUGACUGUGACAAAGAGAGUUGGGAGCUUUUAGAAGAGGCGAAGAACUCCAAGCUGCUGAGAUGCUGCAACCCCAAAUGUGGCAAACUAGGCCACAGGAAAACCCUGAAGCUGUGUGGCCGGUGCAAGCUGACCCGCUACUGCAGCCGUGACUGUCAGAUACAACACUGGUCUGUUGGACACAAGAAGUGCUGUGGGCAUGACGUGUACACUGACGAUGGAGUUGACCCUCACCAAAAACGGAUGGAAUUAUCAGCCAUUAAAUGGCUGAUAAAGGCUACAUGAAAAGUAGCAGUGAAAAUCAGUGGCAUGUUUUUCUCACCAUUGAUACUAGUAUUGUGCUGGCGUCUCUAUGUAGAAAAUUGCCAUGUUUUCUUGUUGUUUUUCACACACGUAUUCUGUCCAAAAGUUCGUGCGCUUUUACAAUUUUGAUUUGCUAAUCUUGUGAAAAAAAAGUAAAGACGGUUUAGUCUGACAUGGAAUUUAGGAUUUUUUACAAAGCCACUUUUGUAGUGACCACUUUUUUCUAGCCUGGAUAGCAGACUAUUUCAACAGCCUACUCCUCUGCUUUAGAGCCAACAGGCCUAGUCUCCAAGCAGACCCCACGGUGUUAAAGAUAAUAUCAAAGCUGGCCGAGGAGUUUAGCUGGCACCGGUGCCCGUUUGCCUCCCUUUGGCCGGCUAUACUCCUUGGCCAGCUUUGAUACUAUCUGUUGGAGACUAAACCGGCCCCAAGGACCACGAGGGUCUAACUCAGGCCCCGGAAGCAGUCUAGCAUCCAGGAUAUACCACAUUUCCUUUUCUAUCUGUAGCGUGUUGCUAGAUCAAUGUCACUGUAUAAUUCCUGAAUCGUGUUACACCUAAUAAAAGUACCUGAGCUGACUGAU